This is a messenger RNA of Acanthosepion pharaonis, 1509 nucleotides long. NCBI's taxonomy places the organism in Eukaryota, Metazoa, Mollusca, Cephalopoda, Sepiida, Sepiidae. The record is from the annotation of a GenBank genome assembly.
AUGGCAUUGCCUUCAUCUUUGCUGCCGUCACUUCUUCCUACCCCACCUCCUCCUUUUAUUUCCUUUCCAAAAUUCAUUUCCUUAUUCGACUUAACAAUCUUCAUCUCCCUUCAAAAUGAUCUUUUAAGAUUAGCGAAGCAUUAUUUUUCUCACACUCUCAUUCAUUCACUCCUUGCCUGUUCUCUUUUUGUUGUUGUUGCCUCGAUUCGCUCUCAUUUUCGUGCUCUCACUUGCUCCGUCCGCCUUCUCUCUCUCUCUCUCUCUCUCUCUCUCUGGCUUCUGGCUCCCUCUCCCUCUCUCUCCUGGCUCUCUCUCUCUCUCUCUCUCGCCUGCCGCCUUCUCCUUCUCUCUCUCUCUCUGGCUCCGUCCGCCUUCUCCCCUCUCUCUCUCUCUGGCUCCGUCCGCCUUCUCCCUCUCUCUCUCUCUCUGGCUCCGUCCGCCUUCUCUCUCUCUCUCUCUCUGGCUCCGUCCACCUUCUCUCUCUUCUCUCUCUCUCUCUCUCUGGCUCCGUCCGCCUUCUCUCUCUCUCUCUGGCUCCGUCCGCCUUCUCUCUCUCUCUCUAGCUCCUUCUCUCUCUUCUCUCUCUGGCUCCGUCCGCCUUCUCUCUCUUCUCUCUCUCUCUCUCUCUCUCUGGCUGGCUCCGCCUUCUCUCUCUCUGGCUCCUCCGUCUUCUCUCUCUCUCUCUCUGGCUCCGUCCACCUUCUCUCUCUCUCUCUCUCCUCCGCCUUCUCUCUCCUCCUCUCUGGCUCUCUUCUCUCUCUCUCUCCGCCUCCUUCUCUCUCUCUCUCUCUGGCUCCGUCCACCUUCUCUCUCUCUCUCUCUUGCUCCAUCCGCCUUCUCCUCUCUCUCUCCCUCUCUCUCUCCGUCCACCUUCUCCUUCUCUCUCUCUCUCCGUCGUCCGCCUUCUCUCUCUCUCUCUCCUCUUGGCUCUCUCUCUCUCUGGCUCCUUCUCUCUCUCUCUGGCUCAUCCGCCUUCUCCCACUCUCUCUGGCUCCGUCCUUCUUCUCUCUCUCUCUGGCUCAUCCCUUCUCUCCGCCUUCUCCCUCCGUCACCUUCUCUCUCUCUCUCUCUCUGGCUCCGUCCGCUGGCUUCUCCUCUCUCUCUCUCUGUCUCCGUCCGCUUCUCUUCUCUGGCUCUCUUCUCUCUCUGGCUCGUCCGCCUUCUCUGGCUCCUCUUCUCUCUCUCUGGCUCCGUCCGCCUUCUCUCUGGCUUCGCUCCGUCCGCCUUCUCUCUCUGGCUCCGUCCUUCUCUCUCUCUGGCUCUCUUUCUCUCUGGCUCUCUUUCUCUCUGGCUCUCUUUCUCUCUGGCUCUCUCUCUCUCUGGCUCUCUUUCUCUCUCUCUCUCUCUCUUUCUCUCUCUCUCUGGCUCCGUCCGCAUUCUCUCUCUCUGACUGCGGCUCCAAUCUCUCUCUCUCUCUCUCUCUGUCCCCUCUCUUUGUCGUUGGCUACAUUCGUCCUAUCUUUUCCUUUUUGUCGUAUCCCCAAUUAUUUUUCUCUCAAAUUAUCAUAA